Messenger RNA from Paramecium tetraurelia, 678 nucleotides. RefSeq lists its product as uncharacterized. The transcript has a single exon. Lineage: Eukaryota; Ciliophora; Oligohymenophorea; Peniculida; Parameciidae. The record is from RefSeq and is a predicted model, not a curated record. Gene Ontology annotation, molecular function: GTP binding.
AUGGAAAGCUAAUUGAGCAAUCAACUUCAACGUUAGAUUGAAACAGAGAUAAUAAAAAUAAUAGAUAAAUGUCAAGGACUUUUAUCUACUUUUAGUGAUACUACAAAAAAGAAUAUAGAAAUUGUUUUAUUUGUAGGAUAAACAGGAGCAGGAAAGAGCACUUUAUUCAACUUCCUUUGCGGAGCAGAGUUCAAAAUUCAAGAGAGAGUAUUAAAAUUAAGAAAUCCUUCUAAUAAAUUUUCAGAGAUGAAAGGUGGAAUGAAUUCUGUUUCAAAAGAGCCCAAUUAUUAUUUUAAUUCAGAAUAUAAUCAUUUAUUAAUUGACUUCCCUGGUUUUUAAGAUACAAAUGGUAAAUUAGAUCAACUGUUAAUUGAAUUAAUAUUUUAAAAGGUAGUCACUUAACUACCUAUUAAAGUGAUAUAUGUUAUAAAGAAUAAUGAAAGCACUCUGCCUAAUAGAGGAAUGUAAAUAAUAGAAUUUAUAGAUUAAUUAUUUAAAAAUAGUAAUUUAGAUAUUAAUAAGUUUAAUUUAUUAUUAAAUUGUUAUUUAGAAGAUUUGUCAAAUUUUGAAUUGAAAAGAAAUAUAAGAAGAGAAUUAAAAAUCAAAAGGAAAAAAUUUAAAGGGAAUCUCAAAUUGCAAUUCUUUCAUCUUAAAAGGAAUAAUUAAAAUAAGAAGUGA